Messenger RNA from Diospyros lotus (date-plum), 1989 nucleotides. Its product is annotated as cyprosin-like. Bases 162 to 1673 code for a protein of 503 amino acids. Gene Ontology annotation, biological process: lipid metabolic process; proteolysis. The transcript is spliced from 14 exons. NCBI's taxonomy places the organism in Eukaryota, Viridiplantae, Streptophyta, Magnoliopsida, Ericales, Ebenaceae. The record is from RefSeq and is a predicted model, not a curated record. Gene Ontology annotation, molecular function: aspartic-type endopeptidase activity.
AAAGCCGGGCCUCGGAAUUCUCACUCCCCCCAUAGUAUUCAAAUUGUUUCUCACUCAAUAUGUAAUAAAUACAUUCAACCCUCUGCCAUUUCUUUUUCUAUGUAGUCCAGCAUCUUUCUACUUUCCUCUGCAUCUGCAGGCUCGCUAAAGGGUCCUCCAAAAUGAGGCUUUGCCUUUUUGUGGCUCUUUGUGUACUGGUUUUGUCAUCCCUGUCUGUACCUGCUUUCUCUGAUGAUUUAGUUAGGCUUGGCUUGAAGAAGCAACCCUUAGAUCUUCAUGGCUCUAAGGCUGCCAGGAUGGCAAGAUUGCAUGGUAAAUAUAAGAGUGGAGCAAAUGGCUUGCAUCAGGAUGAAGAUGUUGACAUAGUAUCCUUGAAGAACUAUAUGGAUGCUCAAUACUACGGAGAGAUCGGUAUUGGGUCGCCGCCUCAGAAAUUCACUGUGAUAUUUGAUACUGGCAGUUCCAAUCUCUGGGUUCCCUCGUCAAAAUGCAUUUUUUCAAUUGCUUGCUUAUUCCAUUCUAAAUACAAGCACUCCAAAUCCUCAACAUAUCACAAAGUUGGAAAACAUUGUGCGAUACGUUAUGGAUCUGGAUCUGUUUCUGGCUUCCUUAGUCAAGAUAAUGUCGAAGUCGGCGGUGUUGUGGUCAAGGAUCAAGUUUUCAUGGAGGCUACAAAAGAAGGAAGUCUUACAUUUGUGGCAGCACAAUUUGAUGGAAUACUUGGUCUUGGCUUCCAGGAAAUUUCAGUAGGGGAUGUAGUGCCAUUCUGGUACAAUAUGGUAGAACAAGGUCUUGCAAAAGAGAAAGUCUUCUCUUUUUGGCUUAAUCGGGAUCCAGAUGCUAAAGAGGGUGGUGAGAUUGUUUUUGGUGGUGUUGAUCCAAAGCACUUCAAGGGGGAGCAUACUUAUAUUCCCAUAACUCAAAAGGGUUACUGGCAGUUUGAAAUGGAAGAUUUUCUGAUUGCAAACCGAUCAACAGGUUUUUGUGAAGGUGGAUGUGCUGCUAUUGUGGAUUCUGGAACAUCUUUGCUUGCGGGUCCAACGACUGUGGUCACUCAAAUUAACUACGCUAUUGGAGCGGAAGGAGUUAUGAGCAUGGGAUGCAAACAAAUAGUUUCUGAGUAUGGAGAUCAGAUAUGGGAUCUUCUAGUUUCUGGGGUACAUCCUGACAAAGUAUGUUCUCAGAUUGGUUUAUGUGUUUUUGAUGGGGCUCAUUCUGUGAGUGCUGAAAUCAAGACAGUAGUUGAAGAUGCGAAUAAGGAGGAAACUUCUGCUGGGGGUAAACCUUCUUGUACGGCUUGUGAGAUGCUUGUUGUUUGGGUUCGGAACCAGCUGAAACAAAAGGAAACAAAGGAGAGCGUGUUCAAUUAUGUGAAUCAGCUUUGCCAGAGCUUGCCAAGUCCAAUGGGAGAAUCAGCGGUGGACUGCAAUAGCUUGUCCAAGCUGCCAAACGUUACAUUCAGAAUUGGAAGUAAAGAUUUCAGUCUCACUCCCGAACAGUAUGUUCUGAAAACAGGCGAGGGCCCAACCACCGUCUGCGUCAGUGGAUUCAUCGCUUUGGAUGUGCCAGCUCCCCGCGGUCCUCUCUGGAUUCUUGGAGAUGUCUUCAUGGGGAUGUACCAUACUGUGUUUGACUAUGGCAACCUGCAGGUGGGGUUUGCUGAAGCUGCCUAGCGAUCAUCUAUCUGCCUUGAAACUUUUGCAGCCAUGGUGCAUGCUCAAAUCAUUGGCUAGUUUGAUCAUGAUGCCUCAUGUUCAUGUUCAUGUUCAUCCUUAUGUGAAUUUGAUGUUGAGUUCAUUCUGUAUGUAUGUAUCUACUGUGUUGCUUAAAGAGACGAAUCUUUGUCUUCCAACUCUAUCUUGUACAAAACAUUUCCUUUAAACUACGUUUGUGGUAACUCUGGGUAUGCAUCAUGAUGUGUAAUAGUUCGUAAAUCACAUCAUGCAUGCAACUCUUAAAGAUAUUUGAUUUCUGGCUAUUAGUGUGGAA